Mesorhabditis spiculigera is the source of this 6060-nucleotide messenger RNA. The record is from the annotation of a GenBank genome assembly. Lineage: Eukaryota; Metazoa; Nematoda; Chromadorea; Rhabditida; Rhabditidae.
AUGCCUUACCAGCUCCUCGGUAUCAUUUUCUUUCUCAGCUACUUUAACUUGGUGGAUCCGUUAAAAUGCCACAGUCAACAUACGAAUGCUUAUCCGCUUCCGGAACACAAAAAAACCGAAUGCGUCGGCGAGAAAUGCUGGAUUCUAAAAAACGCCCAAACGAAACAAGUAUCCCGAGACUGUAUGUGGGGCUUCCAAUUCAAGAUUGGCUGUGAUUUACUUGAGAUCACCAAGGAUAACGUGACGACCCAGUAUUUUCUCUGCUUCUGCAAUAAUACAAACAAUUGCAACAGCGAGUUGCCGACUUUUGAUACCACGAAAAACGUCGCAAAGUUGGGCGGCAAGCAGAUACCAUUGCGGAAGAUUGGAGCCGAGGAACUGAAAUGCUAUGAUUUCCUUGACACACAGAUCUACUCAAACGAUGGCGUUAUGCCAUUUCUAAAACCCAACCCAUCUUGGCCAGUGGCUGGGAUGAAACCAAAGACCAUGCAAAAAGCAUCGAGCUGCGGCUUGCGGGUGAGGGAACUGCUCAAAAACGAGACAAAAACCGAGGUGAUGAUGUGGGACCACACUUUCGAGCUCUACAACUUUGCCCCAUCGCUCCACGGCGACGAGUGGCCGAUGUAUGAUGGGCUCGCCAUUACCAAGCAGUUCAGCUGGGACUAUCGACUCACACAACAAUUUUGCUUGACGGACCGUUGUAACGCCCUCACGACAAGUCUGGCAUCCUAUGAGAAUAGUGUGGAAUGCUUGGCGAUAGACGGAAAACGGUGCCGAGGGCAAGCUUGUUUCUUCGGGUUCUACAGCAAGAUAGAUGUGGUCGGAUUCUAUUCACCAAUGGAUGGUAUCCAUAUGUACGUCUGCGCCGAGGAUCUCUGUAACCGCGACGAAGCCGCGGCACUGGAAUCGGUCCAGACUUGCUACCCGAAUUAUCCACCGCUGCAAAAGCCGGGUGUGGAGACGUGGGCUGACGUAGAGAAAGCUCUUGCCACCGGCCUAUAUUCAUUUAACUGCAACGGGCCAACCACUGACCCUACAACCACUAUUAAUCUACCAUCAGAGAUAAUGACGACGACAGAGACACCUGGGGUCGAAUCUGGAACCUCUGGUCCUACAGAAAUUUCUAUGGAAUACGAAGAUGGUAAGUAUACCGUUUGGGGCUGGCCCAUCGAGCCGGAACUGUUCAAUUUUGUGCCCACGCUCUAUGGACAGUUAGCGCCGUUAUAUGAUGGGCUCGUAUAUGCAAUUCAGGAGCGCUGCAACCAGUUGACGACGAACCGGGGUUUUUAUGAGAAUGGAAUCACAUGCUUGGUUGAAGGAACAAAAUCAUGCGUAGGGCAAGCGUGCAUAUUUAUUGUCUAUGAAAAGCUGAACAAGGAUGAACGGGAUGUCGUGGCACAAUCCGGGUGCUUUUCGCAGGAUUGGACGAAUUCGGAUGCUCAAUAUAAGAUCGGGAUGUAUAUGCCAUCGCACAACGUUAGAAUGUACAUCUGUGCCGAGGACAACUGUAACCAAGAUGAGGACACAGCCAAGGCAUCAAUUCAGAACUGCGAGCCGAAAUAUCCCCCGGUAAAAGGCCCCGGAGUAGAGACGUGCCAUGCAACAGACUGCAAUAAGGAUCUCCCUACUUUCGAUGCCAAGAAAGGUCUGGCCACAAUGGGUGGUGCGCAAAUACCGUUGCGAAAACUUGGCGCAAAGCAGUUCCGGUGCUUUCAAUUUAACAAUGCUGUGGACUACCCCCAGGGUGGCCAGCCCCCAUUUCUGAAACCACAACCCAUGUGGGACGUCAAUUUUACGGCUUCACCGACCCUAGUAAAACAAUCGGCUUGCGGACUGGAGAUCGAGGAAUCUUACAAGGAGCCGGAGGAGAAAAUAAUCAUCGGUCGGAACAGCGAUCCGGAGCUGUUCAAUUUGGUCCCCUCACUCUACGGUCAAUUGAUCCCGACCUACGAUGGUUUGGUCUAUGCCGUUCAAUUUUACUGGAGCGUUCGGUAUUGGCAAAAGUUUUGUUUAAAUGAUUUCUGCAACCAGCUGACGACGAAUCCCGCUUUUUACGAGAACGGUAUCACUUGUCUAGUUGAUGAAACGAAGCAAUGCGUUGGCCAAGCCUGCAUAUUUAUUCUCUAUGAAAAGAUCGAUAAGACUGAGCAAGACAUCAUUGUCAUAUCCGGUUGCUUUUCGCAGGAUUGGACGGAGUCGGUCGCGCAAUAUAAGGUCGGGUAUUAUUCGCCGACGAAAAACAUCAGGAUGUACAUCUGUGCCGAGGAUAACUGUAAUCAGGAUGAAAAUAGAGCCAUGGCUUCGAUACAGAACUGUCAGCCGUAUUAUCCGCCGGCCAAGGGGCCUGGCGUCGAGACGUGGUAUGAUGUUCAAAAAGCACUGGCAACCGGCGAAUAUUCGCUAAAUUGCAAGGGUUCGUCUACCCAGAAUCCCAUUGAGACAACGACGAAGGGUGCCGAAGACAAAUGCAACCUUCUAGCCUCGAAUGCGGCGAUGUAUGAUGAAAAGGCUGUGAAGUGCCUGCUACCGACGGAAGGCGAAGACACCACGUGCAUGGGCCAGGCCUGCUACUAUAUCUAUUACAAAACUAUCAUGGAUGGAGAGGAUUAUCCAGUUUCUAUCCACACCGACAAUUGUAACGAAGAUAUGCCAACGUUGGAUCUAAAGAAGAAAACGGCAACCCUAUUUCGCGUAGCCCUGCCGCUUAUAAACAUCGAAUCGGAAGGGCUGAACUGCACGGAUUUCUACAUAAGUUAUGCGGAUUAUCCUAACAACGGCCUGCCACUAUUCUCAAAACCCUCGAUAAAUUGGCAAGAGCAAACGUUCAGGGACAGCAUCGAAAAAUCGUCGAGCUGCGGGGUGACCGGAAGUGAAUUUUCUGUAAAUUCAACCACUUCUACCGUAAACAUCUUUUCAAACACCUAUGAGCCCUUCAAUUUGUACCCAUCGCUCUACGGUUUUCACUUACCGAUGUCGAUUAUGCAACGGCGUGGUACGGCUGCUUAUCUCAGGAUUGGACAAUGGCAGAAGGACAAUAUCGAAAAAAAGUCGACAUGCACUGGAGAUAUCUGUUGGCUAUUUUACGAUCCGGUAUGGGGGGAUUUCGUGCGUGACUGCAUGACCGGAUACGACAACGCAGCGGGCUGCAAGCGUGUCGUGGCUAAUGGCGUGCCCGAUUCAUAUAUCUGCUAUUGCAACCACACCAAUACCUGCAACAGCGGUUUCCCCGAGUUCAGCGCCGACAAUAAAACGGUGAAGUGGGCCGGUGCCAAACUGCCCAACAUCGAUUUUACCCCAAAAUUGGUGGAAUGCUUGGCGUCACUACUUGACCCGGUGCCGAUGCCACGUUCAAUGGUGUCGGAGCUCGACUGGCCAAAUCUAACGACAACCGCCCAGACGAUCCCGGGACUCGGUUGCCAGUUGACCGUACCGAUUGGCUUAAUAAACGCGACCACCGUCGAUGUGUCAAUCAGCGGCCGGGAAAUCAGAUCGGAACGCGUGCGGUACCUCUACCUGCUAAACCCCGGUAUCUGGGCGCCGGAUCAAACUUUUUACCAGGGUAUGCUAUACGGUUAUCAAAUCAGUGCAGCAUUUAUAGAUCUAGCCAUGUGGUGUCAACAGGAUGAAUGCAACAUUGUCAAAUCGCUCGAUUUCGCUUUGAGCAACGCCGUCACGUGUCGAUUGCAGGCAUUCGAUUUUGCCCCGAAGGACACUUGUUCGGGACAGGCAUGCUUCUAUCGCUUCGACAAAAUUACGGGUGUGCUGGAAAUGGGGUGCUUUUGGCAGGAUUGGACGCAGGCGGAAGGGCAGCUACAAGUUGGCUUCUACUCGCUUUUCGCCUCUGCCGGUUUCUACAUCUGCGCAGAAGACCUUUGCAAUGUUGAUAUAGCCACUGUAAACGCUUCGAUACAAAACUGCAAACCAAAGUAUCCGCCCUAUAAGGGGCAAGGCGUGGAGACGUGGGCGGAUGUUGAGACUGCUUUAUCCAGCGGUGAAUACUCCUUCACCUGUAAAACACCGCCGGCAACUACAACGAUACCAACCACAAUCGCCCAGAAAGCGGAAGAAUCGCCAACAAACUCUCCGCGAUUAGAAACGACGACAAAAUCUGGGCAUCAGAAAGUUUUUGGGUUGUUGUCAUAUUUGGUGCUCGUGAUGUUAUUUGACCCGCUCAGUCACACAUCCAACUGCAACAAGGACUUCCCGCAGUUCAACGAUACCUCGAAAACCAUAGUUUGGGCUGGCAAAUCGUUGCCCAAUAUGGACCUGCCAAUGCAAAAUUACACGUGUCAACAUGGGGCUCCACCGGAGGUGCCCCUCGCAAUCACCUCCAUAUCAAAAACAGAUUGGCUGAAUUUGUCGACGCUGGAGGCCACGAGCAUGGGGAUGGCUUGCUCGGUUGAGGGCGCCAUUACGCUAUUAAACGAUACCACAGUGGUCGUUGCGCCAGGUGGAAACCCGCAAGAAAUCAACGACCGUUUAUCAUAUCUUUUUCGCCUCGACCCAAUGCUAUACUACCCGGAUUUUCCCUUCUAUAUGGGGACACUUUGGGGCAGGAGUAUGCUAAAGACAGAGAUUAUUCUCAGAAAAUAUUGCACGACGGAUUACUGUAACAACUUCAACUCGAUCGAUGCACUGUUUCACAACGUGGUAACCUGCCAAACACAAAUGUUUGCCGUCCGAGACGAACCUAGCCCAAAAUCGGCGUGCCUGGGCGACACAUGCUGGCUAUUCUACGACCCGGCGCUACAACAAUAUGCGCGAGAUUGCUUGACGGGCAUAACGCGUGUGCCGGGAUGUCGACGAGCGAUCGUGAAUCAGAAGGCCGACUCGUACCUAUGCUAUUGCAAUCACUCGGCCAAGUGCAACGCCGAAUUUCCCGUAUUUCACGAGAAUAAUCAAACCGUUACAUGGGCGGAGAAGAGCUUGCCGAAUACAGACGUCAUCCCGCAAAUGCUAACCUGCGGAAAUGAAGCCUUUCCUGAGCUGACAAUCCCGAUCAACGCGGCGCCAACAGUGGAUUGGCUCAAUGUCACGACGGCGACCAUCACGAAGGAAGCGCCUGGAUGCUAUAUUAAUGGCGACAUAAAAAUGCCCCGAGAUGAGAAUUUUACUGUGACUUUUCGCACUGACUACAUAGCCAAAUCGCGGCAAGCAUACCUGUUCGCGCUGGAUCCGACUAUCUGGAUCGCUGAUAUGCCAAUAUUAUUUCCCGGCUCGCUCUACGCGACCCAAUUUUUCCCCUACAUUCAGGACGUACAGAAAUUUUGCCGAGAGGAACGUUGUAAUAGUGUAAGUUCCAUCGAUGCCCUACUGGUCGACGAGAUAACCUGCCAGAUGAAAGUUUUCGGUAACGUACCGCCUGAUACCUGUAAAGGCCAAGCAUGCAUCGUGCGAUAUGAUCACCCGAGCAGUACGCACGAGAGCGGAUGCUUUUGGCAAGACUGGACGACAGGGGAAGCUAGGAUUGAUAUCGGCUUCUACUCGACAAUGUCAAAUUCGGGUUUCUACAUUUGUGCCGAGGAUAUGGAAGGACGCGGAAACCUGGUCCGAUGUGGAAGACGCUUUGUCAACCGGGAACUAUUCCCUAAACUGCAGGCCUUCCGGUACUUUUACGACAUCAGCACCGACUGGGGCGACAACAACAAAAAUAACCUCAAGCGCGCCAUCUCGGAAACCUUGUUUACCAUCGGCUUCCGAUCGGGAGUGAUCCCUGGCCAGCGUGCGACAUACUUCUACCGGCUGGACCCGAUGUUUUACGUACGCGACUACGUGCCAUUCUACACCGGGGCGCUAUGGGCGACGAGGAGCGACGGUGAUUCCUAUCUGCCCAUAAAAUACUGCACCGCGGAUCACUGCAAUACGGUUCGGUCGAUGGGCGCAACCGUCCGCAACGACGUGAUCUGCGAGAUGCAAAACGAGCAGAACAUCACGCCGUCUAUCUGUACCGGUCAGGCCUGCUACUUUCGCUAUGACCCCUUGAGGCGCAUCUAUGAGAAAGGCUGCUAUUGGCAGGACUGGACAACCGGUGAAGGGCAAGUAGCGGUGGGUGGAAAUGCA